AUGGAAAAUGUAUCACAUUCAAGUACCACCCGACAAAUCCACUUAACCCGCUCCUUUUUAUGCCUUUGGUUUCAACACCUGGGGUAUUCUGCGACUUUUACUGUCGGUCGCCCUAAAUUCGGGUCAAUUUUUACCCUUCCUGACACUGAUAAAAAUGCUCAUAUAGGCGAAAGUUUGAAAACCGAGUGUGGCGGUAAACUUAGGAAAGACCCAUUUAAAGCAUACAAGUGUCUUAUUUUUACCGAAUUUGUCUUUAAUAACCGUGGCGUACCGAUUCCAUUUGAGCCUCCAGCAGCGAAUGUUCCAGUUUCAAAGGGCGAAAUAACCGUCGAAAUUCCUUAA
This is a messenger RNA of Paraglomus occultum, 342 nucleotides long. Lineage: Eukaryota; Fungi; Glomeromycota; Glomeromycetes; Paraglomerales; Paraglomeraceae. The record is from the annotation of a GenBank genome assembly.